AUGGAUAUUGAAUCAGUGUAUUCUUUAGUGAUACUGUUUGACAUCCUUGUAUGGAUGUUUGCAACGCGUAUACACACCUUCAUGCAUUUUCUAGAAGAAAUGAUGGUUGUCGACAGGCGGCUAUUAAAACGUCUUAAUAGCUCGAGACUAAAAGCUGUGAGCAAGCGUAUCGAAGCUCUUCUCUUGAGGGACGACAGAAACAUUCACGGGUUCAAUCCGCCAAGAGUCCUGCGACUGAUUAUUGCAUUCUUCGUCAUCGUCGAGAAUUUGCUUGUAAUCGUAAUGCCUUGGAGCGACGAAGCUAUCUCGGCACGUUCAAUAGCGUUACAAUCUGGUCGGUUGUGCUACAUCAAUAUGCUGCCACUGUCUCUACUUGCCAUCUCGGGCAACGGCAUUCUUCCAAAUAUCCUUAAGCAGUGCCGAGAGCAGUGGCUGUGGGCUCAUUCAUUCUUUGGCUGGUUGAUCACUGUUCAAGCCGCGAUUCAUAUCGUAACAUCGCUAUGCUUGAUUUCAAGUACACCAGCGACAAGUUCAUGGACGACGGGAUCUACGGCUGGAGUACUUCUGAUAAGCGUGGCGCUUUCAUCGAAGUUGCGACGACCAAGCGCUCACCCAUUCUCCAGCACAGUCUUCCGGUGUUUCCGCUCUCAAAAACCUAAUGCGGCUCUUUCUUGGCUCGGAACCCAUUGGAUACUGAGCUCAAUCCUUUGUCUUUUAACAGUAGUCCAUGUCAUACUACGUUUAUCUUGGGUGUUGGUGUUUUUGGUAACAGCCAGUGUUAUCCUCCUAGCAUGCACAAGUUUGACUCAGCACGUUACUUCUAUCUCCACAUCUCCCAUAGAGACUAUAGAACUAACCCCUGCGCCCCCUCCGCCAGAAACACACAUACGCGUUCUAGAGGUUGAAAUUUCGUCCCCCAUGACUGCUGGUCAGUCGUUCUAUUUCAAAGUGAGCGGCAUACCCACACGUGCAGCUUGGAUAAGGAGAGACAUUGUCAGCACCACUAAGAUUCUAAAAUACACCGCGGUACUUUUUGUGCUUGUCGACCCGAAAGCCUCCAGAGAGUUGGACGUAUGCGGACCCUACAUCAUACCACUUACUCCUCCUAUUUCCACAGACAAAUCUCUUGACAUUGUUGCCCUUGAUAGCGGUGUGAUAGAGGCGUAUCAAAAUCUAGCAUGGCGUUAUAAGCUGAACAAACAAAAAGAUGACACGUCACUUGUUUGGUUUAAUGAGAACCCAGACAUGCUGAUAGCCUCGUUCAAGUAUACCGGUUUUCACGAGCAUGCCGGCAUAAAAAUAGUCUGCUAUGGUAGAAGUUACCAGUAUCUCGUCAACGAUGAACACAUCAGGAUAACCAUUGACCUCGCACGCGUCAAUGGGAAAAUGCCGAAAAGGAAGGAUAACCAAGGCCUGGUCGACACCCAAGGCCUCGUCGACACCCUGGUUGAAGCCAUGAAUUCACACAUCAUUUCGCUGUCUCAAGAUAGCAUUGAAGACGUACUCCAGGAUUUCAUUCCAUGUAGCAAAAACCUAUAUGGUAAGCUGUUUAACCCAAGUCAGAGAUUCUACAUUGAUAACUUACUAUUGUAUGCAGUGGUUGGUGAGAACCUGAGAUCUUACGGUGUACGUCCCAAACGGCUUGACUUUGAUGGAAAGCCUGAGGAAAGUCUCAGCGUAUGA
This is a messenger RNA of Colletotrichum destructivum, 1683 nucleotides long. RefSeq lists its product as uncharacterized. Lineage: Eukaryota; Fungi; Ascomycota; Sordariomycetes; Glomerellales; Glomerellaceae. The record is from RefSeq and is a predicted model, not a curated record. The transcript is spliced from 3 exons. The coding region runs from base 1 to 1683 and encodes 560 amino acids.